This is a messenger RNA of Mesocestoides corti, 1098 nucleotides long. The record is from the annotation of a GenBank genome assembly. NCBI's taxonomy places the organism in Eukaryota, Metazoa, Platyhelminthes, Cestoda, Cyclophyllidea, Mesocestoididae.
AUGAAGCACCUCAAUGAUCGCAUCUUGGACCAGGUGGGUUCGCGAGUGGAUGAGGUGAAGAAACUGGUGAUCCUAAACCGUCCUCUUCUGGAGGAACUGCGGGGAGCGUUUGAUGACCCAGUUAAAACACGAAAACUCGCAACGCAGUUGCAGAAGGUGGACGUGCUGCUCUCUUACCUUCGGGAAAUUGGCGUUGCUUUGGCGUUUUUGUCUCUCUGUCGCGAGGCUGUUGGUGACGUUAUUAAACUUCGCGCCCCGUUCCUGGUGGACACGGCAAAGAGCAUUCGUACGUACAUGCGCCGUCAAGGCGGGGGGCGGUUGUUACCUCCAGCCACUCUUGAGCCCGACCUGAAUAAUUCAGAUGACCUUGCUCGCCUUCUUGAGGCCCAAUUACUAACCAGUAACCUUUGCACCACUAUGGGUCUCUCCUGUGACGGCCUCGACGCCAGACUCUGUGCCCUCCUCCGUCAGGCCCACCGGUCCCCCUCGAGCAUGAAUGGAAGUGGGGGAGGAGCUACAGCACCGACGGCAGAGUCCCCUCUCAAUCUGCAGUAUCACAUUGCCUGCCUUCUCAUUGUCUUUGUUGCCAACGCACUGCCUCAACUGGCCAGGGUCAAUGGGUGUGCCUACUUGGUUAAUUUAUCUGCUAAUGAGGGAAAUAUGCACUGUAUCGCCUACGCAGUCACCACAAUAAUGAUUUGCAUGUUCUCGGUCUUGAGCCCUGGCGAUUUGGAGGAGCGUUCGACGGAAUUCCUGGCACUCGCCUCCUCCAAUUUGCUUCGGCUUGGACUUGAAACCAGUUCUAACCUUGUAUCUGCUGCGGAGAUUAGUGGUGCUGGUGAUAAUGCCACAUCUUUGCGCCACUCAGGUAACCUCAACAGUGUCUCUAGUUACAACCGAGACUCGGUAUACCUUCUUUUUGAUGAAAUUGUUCGCUUAUCACCCGUGCUCACCGCCAAUCUACAGGAGGCAUGUUUUCCUUACGCAUUGAUUCGUAGUGCCUAUAACCACUUGGUGAACGCGAAUUUACGACUUCAGCAUCACCAAGCGAAUAAUCCGCCGCAUCAUAAUCCCGAAACCACACCUCAUCAUCACUAA